Molecule: messenger RNA, 1120 nt
Organism: Stegodyphus dumicola
Lineage: Eukaryota; Metazoa; Arthropoda; Arachnida; Araneae; Eresidae
Cellular component (GO): secretory granule
Source: RefSeq, a predicted model, not a curated record
UCGUCUGAUAGUGUGGAACAGUUUGCCGUUUUUUUUUCCUAUGGUACAAGUAUUUUAUCCAGAGUGAAUCCUGUAUUGCUUCAUGAAUUUUAAAUGCGUGAACUUUUUUCCGAGCUGUCAUUUGUUAUUCUUUAGAUUAUGAAUUUAGCGCUGUUGAAAGUGUAAUAAAUAAAGCAGAUAGUAAGUAUAUCGACAGAGAUAAGACCGUCGAGUAAUAAUAUGGUAGUAAUUAUACAUAAUUUUGAUGUAAUAAAUGAAUUACAAUGAUUCACUUAAAAUAACAGCUAUUGACUCUGUAUUGCGAACUGAAACUAUUUAAAAUGACUUGUGUAUUUUGAUAGACCGAUUUGUAAUUCAACAUCUAAAAUGAACAUAGUAAAGAACCUGUUAUGCAGAGUUGGGCAUUUAUUACUUAAUCUCAUUCAAGCUAUUCGUCGAGCUAUCUGUUGCAGAAGAAGAAAAGAACCUGAAUAUAUAUUACCUUUGACGAUUACUCAUGUGGUUGACAUGGAACAAAGCAAGUGGGAUGUUUGGCCUGAAACAGAGAAUAGGGUGCCUUUAAAUAGUAGUAACACUGUCAGAGCGGAUAAAGAACUCGAAAGUUCCAUGUUUCAACAACAACAGCAGCAGCAGCAACAACAACAAGAUGAACAGGAAGACUUUUUUAAAGAUAUGGUUCCUCAAAUAAGAAAGCCAAAAAAGCUUUAUAUUCGAAAUGAGGUGAGAGAUUCAGAUCAGGCAAGAAGCUCAUCUAAUCGUUUAGCUAUGGAUCCUAAAGCUGUAUUACCAGGUCCAGAUUUAGGGGUUAUAGAGGAUAAUCCAUCUAACUGGGAAAGUGAAAAUUUAGAUGAAAUUUGGGAUCCUGAUGUUUUAUUAAAAGAAAGCAAAAUGGCUGAACGAGAGAAAAGACUAGCAGAGCAUCAGCGGAGAAAACAAGAAAAAGAAAAGAAGCGUGCAUCUAGGCAAGAAUCUCUUAAUAAUAUGACAGUUUUGAGCUUAUUGGACUCAAAAGAUAAACCUAAAUAUUCGUGAUAUUAAAACAUGUUUUUAUUUGUUACAGACAUAAUUUUUUUACUACACUUAACAAAAAUUUCAAAAUAAAUAUUAUUGUGCUUUUAAA